Heterostelium album PN500 is the source of this 1974-nucleotide messenger RNA. Its product is annotated as putative protein serine/threonine kinase. The transcript is spliced from 4 exons. The record is from RefSeq and is a predicted model, not a curated record. Gene Ontology annotation, cellular component: nucleus; cyclin/CDK positive transcription elongation factor complex. Lineage: Eukaryota; Evosea; Eumycetozoa; Acytosteliales; Acytosteliaceae. Gene Ontology annotation, biological process: positive regulation of transcription elongation by RNA polymerase II; protein phosphorylation; transcription elongation by RNA polymerase II. Gene Ontology annotation, molecular function: cyclin-dependent protein serine/threonine kinase activity; ATP binding; RNA polymerase II CTD heptapeptide repeat kinase activity. The coding region runs from base 1 to 1974 and encodes 657 amino acids.
AUGCCAUCAUCAAGUACAAAAAAUAAUAUUAGUGGUGACAGUUUGUUCCUAAGUAAAGCAAUCAAUGAAUCCUAUCAUGUUUUAGCGAAGAUCGGUGAAGGUAUUUCAGGAUCUGUAUAUCAAGCAAUUAAACGUGAUACAAAUGAAAUUGUAGCUUUAAAGAAUUUCAAAGCUGGAUUGGAUAGUGAUCGUGCGUCCAAGGAAGAGUGCACUUUGCUCAUGCAACUGAAGCAUAUUCCACAUAUCACUCCAAUCAUCGACAUCAUUUCUACGCCCCACGAGUAUAAUAUUGUAUUUCCAUAUUUCGAACAUGACCUCUCUGGACUCCUAAGUGAACAUCGUUUCUCAAUUCCCCAAGUAAAGUGUUAUUUCAAACAAUUGCUUCAAGGAAUUAAUGAGAUUCACAAGAGUGGAGUAAUGCAUCGUGAUAUCAAAGCUGCCAAUAUUUUAGUGAAUAACAAAGGAUUUUUAUUCAUUGGUGAUCUUGGUACUGCUACUUCCUAUGUGAAAAGAUCGGUGUUCUCCAGUCAGGUUGUCACUCUUUGGUAUCGUGCACCAGAGUUGUUACUAGGCGCCGUCCACUAUGGUCCCGAAGUUGACAUGUGGUCCAUCGGUUGUGUUUUGAUUGAAUUGGUUACCUCCAGAAAUUUCUUGCCAGGCAAUAGCGAGCAACAGCAGAUUGAGGCCAUCAGUAAACUCUGUGGAACUCCAACUGAAUCGGUAUGGCCUGGUGUUUCCUCACUGCCAAACUACAGUUGGUUGCAACCAAUCAACCAAGUUUACCCAAGUCGCUUGAGAACUGUAUUUAAAAACUUUACAGAUGAUUUCAUUGAGUUACUCGAAGGAUUGCUCACUCUUAAUCCAAAGAAACGUUGGACAGCUGAACAAGCUCUGCGCUCGCCAUUCUUUACAAAUGAACCAUUACCUUUUGAACCAGAGAAAAUGCCUGGAUAUCAACCAAUUCACGUAUUGGAAGCAAUUCAAAAGAGAAUGCAACAAAAGAAUACUCAACCAGCUCCACAACCACAACCAGAGAAACAACAACCACAACAACUACAACAAGAGAAACAACAGCCACAACAACAACAACCACAACAAGAGAAACAACAACCACCACAAUUACAACAAAUUCCACCACUUUUCAAACCAAAUCAAAUCAAUAUAAAUAACCAAAGUAUCCGACUACCAACCAACUCAACACCAACUCUUAGCACCAACAAACCAUUACCAACCAACCAACAAAAACCAACUCAAUUCCAAAAACCAUCUGCCAACGUUAACAAACAAUUAACAAACCUGAGUCAAAGCAGUAAUAACAUUAAUAUUACCAAUAAUAACAACGAAAUCAAGACAAUCAACAACAACGAAAUUGCAAUUAAGAAUGCACCACAACAAACUUUAGCUCAAACAAAACCCACAGUAUCAACACCAGCACCAACAACCACCGUCGCCACACCAACUGUUGUUCCAACACCAGCACCAACAACCACCGUCGCCACACCAUCUGUUGUUCCACUUGUGAACCAACAACCACCAGUAGUACAACAACAACAAACUACUACAACACCAAUAGUAUCAGUACAAACACCAGAAGAUACCACUCAACUACUAUCACCAAACAACAACAACAAAACAAACAUGUUGAAGAGAUCGCUCGACUUGGUCAAUGACAUCAGAAAUUAUUGUACCAGUGACAGCGAUGAAAGUGAUUAUGAAGAGAUUGAAUGUGAUGAGAGUGAUUAUUUCAGCGAUGACGAUGACGAAGACGAUUUCACUGCCGAAGACGAGAGUGAACUCGAGUUCUACACUAUUCGUCAACUUCCAACAUUCAGCAACACCGUUGGAAUGUUAGCACCAACUCCAACCGAUGCCUCUGGCAAUCCAAUCAAUCCUUUCUUACAACCACCAAAGAAGCAAAGAACCACCUCUUCGUUUUCUUCGACUCUCAGCAGAAUUGACAUUCCAAUUCACUAA